AUGAUUAGAGGGAGGCCGCUUUUUGUCUCUUCAUGGGAUCCCUCAAAGGGACUUCAUAAACCCGAGCAUACCUCGUGUCCGUUAUGGAUUAAGUUCUUUAACAUUCCUCUUGUUGCGUUCAAUAGAGAGGGUAUUAGCCGUAUUGCAAGUGCAGUUGGUAUCCCUUUGCGUUUGGAUGCUUGUACAGCUAGCACUUGUGAUAAAGCUUGGGGACGUACUAAUUUUGCUAAAGUCUUGGUGGAUGUUUGGGCCGUGGGUGAGAUCCAGAGGCAAAUUGAAGUUGUUAUUCCGAGGCUUUCGGGUAAUGGUGAGGACAUAAUAAAGGUGGUUUUGGAGUAUGAUUGGGUGCCAUCCCAAUGUUCAAAGUGCAAAGUUUUUGGACAUCAACCUAGAAGACGACAUUGGAAGCCGAAGAAUAAUUUAGGACCUCGUAAUGGCGAUCAGGCAACUACUUCAGGUGCAGCUUCUAAAACUCAUUUGAUAGUUGGUGUUGGUACUAUAAAGCAGGUUACUGAGGUAUCGCAUGUCUCGGGAGUAUCUAAAAAGGAAAAGGAAGUUGUUAAGCCUGCAGCUUCUACAGGCUUAGUUGGGGAAAGUGUGGAACAUGUGGAAGGUCAGUAUUGUACGGUGGAUGCUGGGAGAACGCCAAAAGGCAGAGACGAUCAUUCGAACGUCACAAUUCUUUCAAAGGGGGGUCCGGAUCUUGUCCAAGCGGUGGUCCAUGCUUUUAAACCGAGACAAGGCGCUAUAUCAUCCACGUCUAUUAGUAAUCGGUUUUCCUCCUUACAAUCUGAUGACUCUAGUGAUGAUGAUGAUAUAGAGAUAAUUGAUACUGAGGGGCAUUCUAUGGAACAAAGUAGGGGGAGAUACUCAUUACAAACUCUCAAUGAUAAAGUUCGCUGCUUGGAAUAUUAG
Messenger RNA from Cynara cardunculus var. scolymus (artichoke), 915 nucleotides. RefSeq lists its product as uncharacterized. Bases 1 to 915 code for a protein of 304 amino acids. The transcript is spliced from 2 exons. Lineage: Eukaryota; Viridiplantae; Streptophyta; Magnoliopsida; Asterales; Asteraceae. The record is from RefSeq and is a predicted model, not a curated record.